Molecule: messenger RNA, 2645 nt
Organism: Pipistrellus kuhlii (Kuhl's pipistrelle)
Lineage: Eukaryota; Metazoa; Chordata; Mammalia; Chiroptera; Vespertilionidae
Gene: CYTH1
Product: cytohesin 1
Exons: 13
Coding region: 488-1507 (339 amino acids)
Biological process (GO): regulation of ARF protein signal transduction
Molecular function (GO): guanyl-nucleotide exchange factor activity
Source: RefSeq, a predicted model, not a curated record
AGUGCCAGCGGCUGCAGCCCGCACCACGCCAUCUCCAUCUCCAUCUCCAUCUCCGCCCCGCGCCUCCCGCGGCCCGGCUCCCUUUGCUCGGCUUCCGCGCAGCUUUUGUUCCCUCCGCCGCCUCCACCCUGGCUGAGCUGGCACACAUGCCGUGCCGCUCCCUCACUCCCUCCGCUGGGCGCCGCCGCGGGAGCGCCCAGAAGCCCGGGGCUGCGGGGCCGCGGGGCCGGCCCACCAUGGGCUCUGAAGGCGACAGCUGUGACCGGCCCCGGCUCUGACUCGCUGCCCUGAGCUGCCGGGCCGCUGGGGCCGCAGGAGAGGACUGGCCAAGGUGCCCAGCGACCUGACCGCCGAGGAGCGGCAGGAGCUGGAGAACAUCCGGCGCCGCAAGCAGGAGCUGCUGGCGGACAUCCAGAGGCUGAAGGAUGAGAUAGCGGAAGUGGCCAAUGAAAUUGAAAACCUGGGCUCCACAGAGGAGAGGAAGAACAUGCAGAGGAACAAGCAGGUGGCCAUGGGCAGGAAGAAAUUUAACAUGGACCCUAAGAAGGGGAUCCAGUUCUUGAUAGAGAACGACCUGCUGAAGAACACCUGUGAGGACAUCGCCCAGUUCUUGUAUAAGGGCGAGGGGCUCAACAAGACAGCCAUCGGGGACUACCUGGGGGAGAGAGACGAGUUUAACAUCCAGGUUCUCCACGCGUUUGUGGGCUUACACGAGUUUACCGACCUAAACCUGGUCCAGGCGCUGCGGCAGUUCCUGUGGAGCUUCCGGCUGCCGGGAGAGGCGCAGAAGAUCGACCGGAUGAUGGAGGCGUUCGCCCAGCGCUACUGCCAGUGCAACCCCGGCGUGUUCCAGUCCACGGACACGUGCUACGUACUCUCGUUCGCCAUCAUCAUGCUGAACACCAGCCUGCACAACCCCAACGUCAAGGACAAGCCCACGGUGGAGAGGUUCAUCGCCAUGAACCGCGGCAUCAACGACGGCGGGGACCUGCCCGAGGAGCUGCUGCGGAACCUCUACGAGAGCAUCAAAAACGAGCCCUUCAAAAUCCCGGAGGACGACGGCAACGACCUCACGCACACCUUCUUCAACCCGGACCGCGAGGGCUGGCUCCUGAAGCUCGGAGGCGGCCGCGUCAAGACCUGGAAACGCCGCUGGUUCAUCCUGACCGACAACUGCCUGUACUACUUUGAGUACACGACGGACAAGGAGCCCCGGGGCAUCAUCCCGCUGGAGAACCUGAGCAUCCGGGAGGUGGAGGACUCCAAGAAGCCCAACUGCUUCGAGCUGUACAUCCCGGACAGCAAGGACCAGGUCAUCAAGGCCUGCAAGACGGAGGCGGACGGGCGCGUGGUGGAGGGCAACCACACGGUGUACCGCAUCUCCGCCCCGACGCCCGAGGAGAAGGAGGAGUGGGUCAAGCGCAUCAGGGCAGCCAUCAGCAGGGACCCCUUCUACGAGAUGCUGGCCACGCGGAAGAAGAAGGUGUCCUCUACCAAGAGACACUGAGCGCGGCCCUGCCUCCUGCCGGCUCCGCCGUCGGUUCAGUGGAGCCGGCAGGCGGCGCUCGGGCGAAGGGAGCUCCGUCAGAGCCGCGGUCUCCGCUCAGCGCCGCGGCCGCGGCCGGGGACAGUGCCGCUCGGUCUCCCGGGAGGAAGCUCCGGCCCACCCAGGACCCGUGCUCCCAGAGGGUCCCGUCGGGAAAGCGCAUGGAAGAGAAGCCACGUCCUAUGAAGAUAUAUUUUUAUUUUGUUUUCUUAAAGAGGAAGACGAAGCAGAGUGUGCAUCCCGCCCGUUGGCAGGCGGCCUCUCCCCGGGCAGCUGCCAAGGGCGUGGGCCCUGGGCCGGCGGCAGAGGAGCGGUGGGGACCUGACCCUGGCACACUGCGGGCGGCGUGUCCCGGGCGCCAGACCCUCGUGCUGCUCGGCUCGGCAUCCACGCCCGCAGGGCUUUAGGGUGGAAAGCGUGUGUCUGCGCCAAACGCCUAAUAACAGGACUGCGGUGGCCGCGGAGCCCGGCGCCGGAGGUCCCGUGUGGCUCUGCUCCCCGGGAGGGCGGCCUCCCCUCCCGGCUGCACUUCCUGCGCACCCUCCCGGGCACGGCCCCGUCAGCCCGCGGCGGGAGCCGGGUGCAGCGGCUGUGCCGUGGCUUCGCUGUCCUCUGGCGGGGCGGGUCGCCCUCCGCCUGUGGAGGGCCUGGCCCUGCUUCUCUCAGGGACUGGCUCCUGUCGCCGCAGCCGGACAGGAGGGCCCGCAUCUCUGCAAACAGCUUUCGAAAGGGCAGGCGGGAGGUGGGGUCUGCCCUCCCCGCUCCCCCCGGACAGGGCCUCCCUGGAGUGGCUUCUGCGCUUUUACGCCGGAGCCGCCGAGGCGACAGGUCCGGCUGGACCCUGACCUCCGGGCCGAGCGGAGCCCUCCUGCCGGCGUCAGUGUUAGUCUAUUUAUCAGAGUGUAAAUUAUCUGUAUAGUUUUCUCCUUUCAGAUUAUUUUGUAUUUGUUUAAAAAAAGUUUGUCAAAAUAUAAAAUAUAAAGAAAGCUGUGGACAGGGUUUUUAAAGAAUUACAAUUAUCAUCCCAGUGGUUUUGUUUGGUUGGGCUUUUCUUUGUAAACCAGCGCCAAGAAAGCGCAGCAAAUAAACUCGUCUGCCC